This is a messenger RNA of Ziziphus jujuba (common jujube), 794 nucleotides long. RefSeq names its product probable copper-transporting ATPase HMA5. The transcript has 2 exons. The record is from RefSeq and is a predicted model, not a curated record. Bases 110 to 508 code for a protein of 132 amino acids. NCBI's taxonomy places the organism in Eukaryota, Viridiplantae, Streptophyta, Magnoliopsida, Rosales, Rhamnaceae.
UCAAAUAACUUGCAGAUUCUGUACAAUCGAGAUCUUGGUUUUGCUUUGGGCUUUUUUUUCUUUGUAAACUUUUUUGUCAAUAUCUUGGGUUUGUUCCUGAAUAUGCUAUAUGUUGCUACUGGAUGAGUCAGCGAAUUCAUAUUACCAAAAGAAUAAAAAUAAAAAACAAAAGAUUGGUCAAAGGUGUAUUGAUCAAGACCAUGGAGGUACUGGAGUAGCAACUCCCACCGCUGUCGUGGUUGGCACUAGAGUAGGUGCAUCUCAAGGUGUAUUGAUCAAAGGAGGCCAAGCUUUAGAAAGUGCUUAUAAGGUGAACUGCAUUGUGUUUGACAAGACAGGGACCCUCACAGUUGGGAAGCCAGUGGUUGUUAAAACAAGACUCCAGCAAAACAUGGUACUUGGAUACUUCUACGAACUUGUUGCUGCAACAAAGGUAUAUUUUGUGAAGUCCAGCCGCACCGACAGUGUGAAACCAGCCAUACUACCACCGCUCAGCCACCAUUAUUGACAGUGGUUGCUGCAAUUAACACCAAAAAACAACUUGCUAAACAAUUAUGAGCAAUUCUCAGAGAGUUGGUGUUGAAUAUCAUAACCGAAUUGAAAAUGGUGGACAUGCAACCGACAUAGUGAGCUUAUAAAUAGGCUCCAUAUCAUUGCAUUCAAGCCAAGCAAUCUCAAUCCAAUCCCAAGAGAGGAAUGUUGAGAGCAUUAUAAAGACUCCAAAGAGAGCUUGAGAGGAGAGUUAAAACUCCAGGAGAUAGUUUGAUAGAAUAGAAAGAGAUUCUACGUGAGAA